AUGGGCGACCCGGAGGUCCUGGAGAUGGUGAUGGAGGAAGAAAGAAGAUACAGAAGGGACUCAAGCUUUGUUUUAGAAAUGAGUGAGAGCUCGAGCAACAGAGAGACCAGCUGUCUCCUCAGUGAAGCAAGAGAGUUUGAUAAAGAUAAACAAAGCAAAGAUUCAAUCUUCUUUCGAGAUGGGAUUAGGCAAAUUGAUUUUGUGCUUUCCUAUGUUGAUGACAUAAAGAAAGAAGCGGACUUAAAGAUAGUUAGAAGAAGAAACUUUGAAGAAAAUCUCAGAAAAACAGGUCUUGAGUUGGAAAUUGAAGACAAAAGGAACUCUGAAGAUGGAAGAACUUACUUUGUCAAGAUCCAUGCCCCUUGGGAGGUAUUAGUUACUUAUGCUGAAGUGUUGGGAAUGAAAAAGCCUAUUAAAGAGAAUGAUAUCCCCCGACCAAAGAAAGCCCCCUUUAACUUCAUUCUUGGGCCUCUGAAGCUCCCAAAGAAUGUGAUGCAUCCUAAACCGGAAUAUUUCACUGUCCAAUUUACCAGACAUCGCCAGGAACUCUUCCUCAUUGAGGACAAGUCAAGCUUCUUUCCAUCCUCAGCAAGAAACAGAAUUGUUUAUUAUAUUCUUUCACGAUGUCCUUUUGGCAUAGAAGAUGGGAAGAAAAAGUUUGGGAUUGAAAGACUGCUGACUUCUCAUGCUUAUUCAUCUGCCUAUCCACUCCAUGAUGGUCAAUAUUGGAAGCCAUCAGAACCUCCUAAUCCUACCAAUGAAAGGUACAUACUUUUCCAGAAUUGGGCUCGGUUUUCCUAUUUUUACAAGGAGCAGCCUUUCGACUUGAUUAAGAAUUAUUUUGGAGAAAAAAUUGGCAUGUAUUUUGUCUUUCUCGGAUUUUACACAGAAAUGCUGGUCCUUGCAGCUAUUGUUGGUUUAGCUUGUUUUUGUUAUGGCUUAUUUUCCAUGCAUACUAGCACAGCCAGCGUUGAAGUCUGUGAUCCUGAGAUUGGAGGCCAGAUUAUCAUGUGCCCACUCUGUGACUUAUUGUGUGAUUUUUGGAGACUAAAUUCUACGUGUUUGUCUUCAAAGGUUUCUCAUUUAUUUGAUAAUGAGUCAACAGUGUUCUUUGCAAUAUUCAUGGGAAUUUGGGUCACAUUGUUUUUGGAGUUUUGGAAACAACAUCAAGCAAGACUAGAGUAUGAGUGGGACCUGGUGAACUUUGAGGAGGAGCAGCAGCAGCUUCAGCUGAGGCCUGAAUUUGAAGCCAUGUGUAAAAAGAGGAAACUUAAUCCUGUGACUCAGGAGCUGGAGCCUCACAUGCCUCUGAAGAAUCGGGUUCCAUGGUAUUUCUUAUCAGGAGCCACAGUGACAUUAUGGAUGUCUCUUGUCAUUGCCUGUUUGGUGGCUGUGAUUGUGUACCGCCUGUCAGUCUUUGCUACAUUUUCCAGAUUCAUGGAAAGUGUAGCAUCCUUAAAGCAUGUCAAAAGUUUUCUCACUCCUCAGAUAGCUACAGCACUCUCUGGGUCAUGCUUGAACUUUAUUGUCAUCUUGAUCUUGAAUUUCUUUUAUGAAAAGAUAUCUGCCUGGAUUACAAAGAUGGAAAUCCCUCGAACUUACCAGGAGUAUGAAAGCAGCCUAACCCUGAAAAUGUUCCUGUUUCAGUUUGUAAAUUUUUACUCAUCAUGCUUCUACUUAGCUUUCUUUAAAGGGAAGUUUGUGGGCUAUCCUGGAAAGUACACAUAUUUGUUUGGUGUGUGGAGAAAUGAAGAGUGUGACCCUGGAGGCUGUCUAAUAGAACUGACAACCCAGAUGACCAUCAUAAUGACUGGGAAACAGAUCUUUGGAAACAUUCAAGAAGCCAUUUAUCCCUUGGCUCUGAAUUGGUGGAGACGCCGAAAAGCUCGCACCAACUCUGAAAAGUUAUAUAGUCGAUGGGAGCAGGAUCAUGACCUUGAAACUUUUGGAAGUCUUGGACUAUUCUAUGAAUACUUAGAAACAGUUAUUCAAUUUGGAUUUGUUACCUUAUUUGUGGCCUCUUUUCCUUUGGCUCCUGUUCUUGCUCUCUUGAAUAAUAUUAUAGAGAUUCGAGUGGAUGCCUGGAAACUUACUACUCAGUACAGGAGACCCGUAGCAUCUAAAGCUCAUAGCAUAGGUGUUUGGCAAGAUAUUCUGCAUGCAAUGGCUGUUCUUUCUGUUGCAAGUAAUGCUUUUACUGUUGCAUUUACAUCGGACAUCAUUCCUCGUUUAGUUUACUCCUAUGCCUACAGUACUGAUCCCAGUGACCCUUUGAGAGGAUAUGUCAAUAACAGCCUGUCAAUAUUCCUGAUAGCCGAUUUACCAAACGCCACUGCACCUUUGGACAUACGAGACUUCUCCACUUGCAGCACGUUGUGUUUCUAG
Pipistrellus nathusii (Nathusius's pipistrelle) is the source of this 2385-nucleotide messenger RNA. Lineage: Eukaryota; Metazoa; Chordata; Mammalia; Chiroptera; Vespertilionidae. The record is from the annotation of a GenBank genome assembly.